This is a messenger RNA of Prosopis cineraria, 359 nucleotides long. RefSeq names its product 60S ribosomal protein L18a-like protein. The record is from RefSeq and is a predicted model, not a curated record. Lineage: Eukaryota; Viridiplantae; Streptophyta; Magnoliopsida; Fabales; Fabaceae. The transcript is spliced from 3 exons. The annotation marks the transcript as partial.
AGGAAGGCCCAUGAGGGAACACCGUCUUCCUUGUUGUGGACUUUGGGUCUGGGUUGGUUCUUGUUUAUAACGGGAUUCUUUCUUGGUGGCAUUCCCUGGUAUGUUGGAACUCUUGUGCUACUAUGUGUACAGAUGGAUUACCGAGAAAAGCCUGGAUUAGUUGCAUGCACAGUUGCUUCAAUCAUUGCUGUGAUAGCUGUGACGCUGGGUGUUACAAAUAAAGCUCAUGAUUGGUGAAAGCUGCACGCCAAAGAACUUAUUGUACGUGUUGUCCUCUUCAAUCUGUUUGACGGCUUUCACACUGUUUCUGAACUUCACCUAUGGUUAUAUUUUAAUUUGCUAUUUUUGUUGUAAAUGGC